AUGGUGGUCAGACUUGCAGAAGUGUUAGCUAGAGUGGUGUCUCCAUUUCAGUCAGGGUUUGUCAAGGGUAGGAAUAUAGUGGACAACAUUCUUUUGGCACAAGAAUUGUGUCAUAGGAUGUCUGCUCCCAAUGAAGAUGUCAUUCUCAAGUUAGAUAUGACUAAGGCCUAUGAUAUGAUGGCUUGGGAAUGCAUCUUCAAGGUUCUGAGGAAAGUAGGAUUCUGUGAAGGUUGGAUUGGUUUGGUUAGAAUGUCAAUUGAUAACAUCUGGUAUUCUGUCAUUAUUAAUGGGACUCAACAAGGUUUUUUCAGAGCUACAAGAGGGUUGAGGCAGGGAGACCCAUUGUCACCCAGUCUAUUCAUCAUUGCUGCAGAACUAUUGUCUUGUUUAAUAAGAGAUAAUGAGGUUACCUUUACACAGCCUAUGGGUGGACCUGGUGUUCAUCACCUUGCUUUUGUAGAUGACAUGCUUGUAUUUACAUCAGGGAAGGGGGUGCCAUAG
Ipomoea triloba (trilobed morning glory) is the source of this 501-nucleotide messenger RNA. RefSeq names its product secreted RxLR effector protein 78-like. The record is from RefSeq and is a predicted model, not a curated record. Bases 1 to 501 code for a protein of 166 amino acids. The transcript has a single exon. Lineage: Eukaryota; Viridiplantae; Streptophyta; Magnoliopsida; Solanales; Convolvulaceae.